This is a messenger RNA of Copidosoma floridanum, 1704 nucleotides long. RefSeq lists its product as uncharacterized. The record is from RefSeq and is a predicted model, not a curated record. NCBI's taxonomy places the organism in Eukaryota, Metazoa, Arthropoda, Insecta, Hymenoptera, Encyrtidae.
UAAAAUUCAUGAUAAUCCCCAUACUUUUAAAAGAAGAAAAAUCUCGUGAUCUCAUCUACAAAUCUCUUAUUUUCAAUUCACUGCCGUGAGAGUUAUUACACUUAUAUUUAUAUAAAUUCAGUGAAAAUCCAUAACGUUCUUAUGCUCAACCAGCCUGUAAUAAUUUAUCACGAGAAGACAAGAACACGGUCAGUGCAAAGCUCACCAGUGUCAGAGGAGCACUCGCACGCGAGACUCGUACAAACUUCUUGCGCAUAAGUAAGUUUCGUAAGUUAAACUAUUUUCCUCGCUAUCUCAGAAAUCAGUUUGCAAAGAUGAGCCCCGGUGCAUCAAACUCAGCAUCGUCGUCGAAUCUCUUGCCAAAAACUCUCGGAAUGAACCUACGAAAGCGUCACAGAAGCGAUGACAAGGAGAACAUCGUCGUCGGAGCACCUGCUUUCAAGAACAGAGUGUCCUUCGUGACGUCUGACUUUCGGGAGAGAAAACUCUCGGACGACCAGAGAGCUAGGAAACCCCUCAUAGAAACCAAUGCUGCGAAACAAGAACAAUCGAGGCUGGACGGGAGCAGGGCUUUUUUCAAGCCCUGCUUCUCUGUCUUCCAAGACUGCGUGGUAAACGAUAAAACUGCGUAUCGACGUCAUCGUAGUGGUGCUCGCAGCAGCAGUUGGGCACCUGAGAAAUGCGAACAGCCGGAAAAGAUCGGCAAGCUGCAGCGCGUUAAGGUAUGCGGGAAAAAGGAAGCCCACAGGGUGUUGCACGACACAUUGACGACGGAAUUGGCGUACAACAUCGGUUACAUGGACGACUUCGUCAAGCUUCAGAUAGAAUUGCACGGCAGGAAGGAGUUGUCAGCCGAUUUUUUCGAGAGAAGCAUUACCACUGCCCGGAGACGGCUGAUCGUUAAGUACUUGAUCAAGUCCGUGGCGUACAAGAAGUACCCGUCGUUUAUAUCGUACCAGGCCAUCAAAAUAUUUGACUUCUUCGUCGAUGCUGAGAAAGUAAAGUUGGAUGAGUUGCAAAUAACUGCAUUAGCGGCACUUUGGAUUGCGUUAAAAAAAGAUCUCAUCAACGACGAUGUACCUAACGCAAAGCAAUUACUCGAACAUCUAGGUGUUACCGCACUUUACCAAGGAGCAACCAAGCCCCUGAUGGAUAGUGAGAAAAAAAUGUUGGUGGCGUUAAAUUUUGAUCUAUCCUUUGAAGAUCCUUUUUCGCUUUUUGCUUUACUGAUUGUCAUGGUUGACAAAGUCCGAGAACUUACAUCAGUUGAAAUGCAGCGCUUGUACUAUUGUGGCAGUUACCUGAUCGAUUUGUCUUCAAUACACGAAGAAAUGCUUCGACUGUCAGCUGUGCAACUAGCCACUAUAUGUGCCGAGGUAGCCCUUUGCUUGUAUCAUUGUACAAGCGAUGGGGAAAUGAAAAAUCCACCCUGGUCUUAUUGGAGAGAUCAAAUAUACCUGCAUAAUCUCAUGGUCAAGAAUCAUUGUCUCAUCGAUGACCGCGUGGCUCACAUAAGAAACCAGCUAAUGCAGAUAGCCGUUCUAUCGAAGGACAGUCAGUCGGACUACCAUGUUGUUUAUCAAAAAUAUAACAUUAGACGCUACGGCUCUGUUUCUGAAUUUUUUGUAGAAAAAAUUUCCUCCUUAUACUUAAAAAAAAUUUGUGACCCCAACUACAACACUGCACCAAUAACAUUGUUUUAAU